This is a messenger RNA of Annulohypoxylon maeteangense, 2832 nucleotides long. RefSeq names its product putative cell morphogenesis protein Sog2. Gene Ontology annotation, molecular function: protein binding. The record is from RefSeq and is a predicted model, not a curated record. The transcript is spliced from 3 exons. Lineage: Eukaryota; Fungi; Ascomycota; Sordariomycetes; Xylariales; Hypoxylaceae. The coding region runs from base 1 to 2832 and encodes 943 amino acids.
AUGCCUCCACUACCACCGCCCCCGAUACCCGAGCAGUUCAAUACGGCUAUCAGCAAUAAUUCCAGUUCAAUGUUGUCUGCGUCCGGUCCCCUAUCUACUAACCAAGUUAUCAGUCUCGCUAGACAGGCAAUGGAUAGUGCUUUAAAGGAAAACGAGACACAGGCAGCUGGCGCUAGUGGUGUCAGUACUGAACUCAAGCCCGGUGUCACUAUCGAUCUUAGUAGAAAGAAUAUACAGGCUUUACCUGACGAGGUAGUGGAUAUAAUUAAGAAUGAAUUGGAGCGGUUAGCACUCUCGCACAACAAGCUGUCAUCUCUUCCGCCUCGCUUCUCCGAAUGUACUCACUUGCGCUAUCUUAAUUUGAGGGCAAAUCUAAUUAAGGAGUUUCCUAUAUCGCUCUGCGACAUCAAGUCACUUGAGAUAUUGGAUAUGGGAAGGAAUAGAAUCCGUUUUCUCCCUCCUGAUAUUGCGAAAUUGACUUCACUUAAAGUACUUGCCCUACAGAAGAAUCGAAUAGAGGAGCUCCCACUUUGCUUAGCUGACAUGGUCUCGCUGCAAAUGCUAAGAUUAGACGGAAACAACAUUACCUUUCCUCCUAAAGAGGUGCUCCGUGUCCAAGCUAGCAGCCCCCCUAACGAAGGUUUCUUAGAGAAGAGCGAGUUAACGGAACUCGCUAUUACGGCACACAUUAAGAAAUUCUUAAAGCAGAAGUCUCUAAGUAUGAAUGGAAGAGAGAAAGAUGGCGAGAAUGGAGGAGACGAACUUAGCGAUGGAACCGAAACGCCUCGAAUGCCUAUAAGGAGGGUGGUUAGCGGUCGAUUUCCUAUCCGAGUAAAUGGUAGCGAUGUGUCGGAUAUGCGAUCCCCAGCCGUACUACGAGCGCCGCCCAUACCGUCCCGAUCACAUGCUCGGGGUCUCUCCCAGCAAAGCACGGUCGUUCGUAGACCCGGUGUUAUGCCUCUCACUAUAGGUAACCCUAACGAAAGGGUGCGGUCGAACAGCGAGACCUUAUUACAGGCAUCCGGACAGGGCCGACCCACGGAACGACACAGGCGUAUGGGAAUUGUGUCUAGAAAAGCGACUGAGCUCGGGACUUUAGAAGAAGGCCAAGCAAACAAUAGAUUCAGUCACUACCGAGGAUUGAGCCACGGCUCAUCCAUGACGGGUAAUUUGGAUCCGAAUGCAACCUCUGCCGUCAGCCCUAAUAGCCCGGCCGAGCCUCUGCUCAACCGGCCGAAUUAUGUACGACGCCUUUCUGUUCUACCAGAGCAAAGAAGGGAAUCGAAGGUUUUCGAUCCCAUCAUCGAAUCCGCGAAGGGUAUUCUCUAUGCAAUUUUCCAGGUCCAUCCCAUGAUUCAACUCUUCACGAGGUUGACCAACGAUGGCACAACCAAGCGAUCAAGCCUCGAGAUUGUCUUUUAUAACACUAAUUUCCACAUUGAACAGCUCGAGCAGGAGCUUCAGAAGCAUGAAUUCGCCGCAGAGAAUAGCCCCUACAUGCCGCGUGAGAACGAGAAUGUUCAACGGGCUGUUUUAACCUUGAUUAACGCCUACAGCCAUAUAUGCCAACUUCUGAUGAAUAAUAUGGAUACCAUUGUAGACAAUGCAGACCCGCGUUAUAUUCGUACCAUGAUGAUGCUUUUGUACCACAGCAUCAUGGAGCUUCGCAUUACCUUCAAUGAGAUUUCCGGAGGCUCAGACGGGCUCGCGUUUAGCCAGGAACAUCCCCGGCCAGGAAUCGAAGAUACGCUUCGAGCUCAUUCACGAGAAAGCUCGAUGACACCUACGAUACAGCGACCAGGUCCGAACGCCCGGCCACGACCUGGUACUUUCGUCCAUAACCCUAGCAAUCUCCGAGUAUCGACAGACGUGUCAGUUCCUUACAUCAAUGGUACUGGUCGAAUGGCUCAGGUUACCUCUGCGACGCCCCGAUCCGGUGAAUCGUUUGCAUCUUCGAACGGAGACCUCAGAUUCCCCGUCAAUUUUAGUGCAGAUGAACGUUUGUUCGAAAAAGUAUUCUUGGCAUUACAGAAAUCGUCGGAUCUUGUCAUGCGUAUCCUUCCAAACAUCAACCAGCAAUUACUGGCCCUGAGACGUAAUGCCGAAUUCCAACGGGCGCCGGAGCACAUUGUACAUUGUUGGAAGGGCCUAGUCGCCAAAUGUUCUAUCGCGAUUACCGACACAGAGCGUCUUAAGGAUCGACUGUCGGUUAUUAAGUUAAAGGAACCUGGCGUGAGGAACGACCCCCUCUUCUGGAGUCUCUGCAAAAGCUUUAUCGACUCCUGGGCUGAGUUUGGAGGUAAAUUGAAGUCCUCCAUGGACCAAAUAUCCUUCCCGCUAGAUAUUCGAACUAGAUUACGACCUAUUCAGACUAGUGUGAAGGAGACGAACCAAAUUAUCAUGAGUUCUCCCUGGGGUUAUCUUCUCCGCCACGCUGAUCAUUUUACCAACACGCCCAAUCACUAUUCUCCUAGCCAUUACUCGGCCAGUCCUGGAGUUGCGCAAAUACAGCUACCUAUGACUCCCCAGAGCGCCGCUCUCGGACCGGCCGUACAGGCCACCGUACCGUCGACGCCGCAAAGUGCGUCCUUUGCUAACGCUUUUAGUGGAAACGUUUUCGAGCGUGCCGAUGCGUUGAUAAAUAUGGGAGGAUUGUCGAUGUCUCGUUCCGGGACUAUGAAUAGUGUCUCUACGUCGCUGAACUCAUCGUUCUCUUCCACCACCUCGUCGCAGGAUGAACGUCAAGGCAUAUCUAAUAUAGUCAGUCCCAACGGCAGCACGGGGCUCGCGGCUUCUUAUCGGCUUAACGGUGGGAAUAAGCCGACGUUCUAG